Didymella exigua CBS 183.55 is the source of this 1255-nucleotide messenger RNA. RefSeq lists its product as uncharacterized. NCBI's taxonomy places the organism in Eukaryota, Fungi, Ascomycota, Dothideomycetes, Pleosporales, Didymellaceae. The record is from RefSeq and is a predicted model, not a curated record. The transcript has a single exon. The coding region runs from base 222 to 1040 and encodes 272 amino acids.
CCGCAGUUGCCCCACAGCGACCGCCUCAGCGACCGGACGCAGAGGGCAGCACCCCAAACUACGCGCCCGCUUUCCAACAGGGUAGACACGGCCGAGAUGCGCAUCUGAGCAGCGCCGCAUAGCCGCCACCCGCGCCGAGCGCAGUAUCCGCCCUUUGGCCUCAGCGCGCCCCUCCAGCCUCGCGGGCACAGCGCCCCACGACGACGACUCCCUCAGCCGCCAUGCCUGCGCUGGUCGUCAACACCGAUCUGCGGCCGGCCUCGAGCAGCGACGCCUCGUCGACCCCCGGGGAGAAGCGCUCAGAGUCGCCCACCUCCGACCGCCCGCCCGUUUCGCCCAUCACCCCCACCGCUACCGUCGCCCAGUUCGCUCCCAUUGCGCGCUCCGACUUCCGGCCCCGCAACGAACCCCCACCACGACCGGCACCCGCUCCUGCGACCUUCAGACAGCAGCCGCCCUCGGUGCCCGUCUCAGAGAGCGAGAACCCUGAUGCCAUAGCGCUGCGCUCCGCGAUAUCUCUGCUGCAGAUACAGCGCGAGAAGAGCAGGCGCGACCUCAAGGCGCUGGAGGAGCUCAAGCAUGCUGCAGUCCAGGACCCCGAAGCAUUUGUGCGCUCGCUGCAAGAACAGCGGGCGAAGGCAGCAGUCGCACACAACGACGUCCUUGCGCCGACGCUUGCUGGUCUCACAGACGCAGCCACGAGCAAUGCCGACCAAGGAGGAGCCGGGCGCAAAGACUCUGUCAAUACAGAUCACAAGGCAGCGCCCAGGUUCCCCGCGAUGCCUCAACCGCAGAACAUAGUCCGAUGCCCGCCUAUCGAGUGGGCGAAAUACCACAUCGUAGGAGAGCCGCUCAGUAAGAUGCACGAAGAGCAGAAGAAGUGGCCUGGGUCCAGCGAGCCUCCAAAGCUAGCGGACGGGCACCGCGCUCCACCACACUCAGUUGCUGCGCCAUACUCGCCCUUCAAGGAUGCAGUUGGCAAAAAAUCCAAGUCGCCCUCAACCGGUCCUUCUAGCAAGACCAAGAAGACGCCGUCGUGACAGACGGCGCAUCGAAUGCACUGCAGUGCACACCACACUCCGAUCAGAUAUCCUAACGACACCACUCAAAAGCAUAUGAAGCACAGGAUGCCCCACUUACGAUGAUCAUGCCUUCAUGGUCGCUCAUGAUAGACGAGACCUUACGACUAGACGAAGGCCGGGAACAAUAGACUCAAAAGCACACAAUGUAUACCUUGUACAAGCCUCUGCUAUGC